CAGGCUCACAUCUUGCUGGCACAGGCGGGCAGGGGAACCCGCGCUACCGUCUCAAAAGCACAAACACUCCUCGCGUGCCCACUCCUUCAAACCUUCAUCAAACACCCGCUGCGCCAGGCCGCCAGCCGCCAGCGCCCUCCUCCUCCCUCCCGCAGUCCCACGCGCACCGCGCCGCGCGGCUCCCGAGCCGAGAGAGAGGGGGCGAGAUGGCCCGGCACGCCAAGACCGACUCCGACGUGACGAGCCUGGCGGCGUCCACGCCGCCGCGCUCCCCGCGCGGCCGCCCGGCCUACUACGUGCUCAGCCCCGCCGCCUCGCACCCGGACUUCCACCUGGGCGCCUCCGGGCGCGCCGCCGAGAAGAUGUCGCUCGCGGGGUCCACCCCGGCCGAGUCGCCGCUCCACUACCACUUCCACCACCACCGCCACAACCACUCGGGCGGCGGCGCCGCUGGGGGCGGCGGCGGCGGCGGCGUGCACCACUCCCGGGAGUCCUCCACGGGGCGGCUCCUCUUCUCGGACCAGCUCCGCUCCGGCGGCGACGUCGCCGCAGUGGUGAGCGCCCCCUGGCGCCGGCUCGCGCAGUCCAGCGGCGCGGGCAGCGUCGGGGACGACGACGACGAGGACGCGUCCCUGCACGGCGGCCUCGCGUCGUCGCAGUGGCGGUGCUACGCGCUCGGCGCGCUCGCGUUCGUCGCCGUGUUCGCCUUCUUCCUGCUCGUGCUGUGGGGCGCCAGCAGGUCCUACAAGCCUCACGUCGUCGUCAAGAGCGUGGUGUUCGAGUCGUACCACAUCCAGGGCGGGACGGACCGGACGGGCGUGCCGACGAAGAUGAUGUCCGUGAACGCGACGGUGCGGCUGCGCUUCCGGAACCGCGGCACCUUCUUCAGCCUGCACGUCACCGCCACGCCGUUCCUCCUCUUCUACGGCGAGCUCACCGUCGCCUCCGGAGAGAUGGCGGAGUUCUACCAGCCGCGGAAGAGCGGGCGAACGGUGACGGUGUCCGUGGUGGGGAAGCAGGUGCCGCUCUACGGCGCGGGGGUGAGCCUGCACAGCAAGCCCAACAACGGCCGGCUCGGCCCCGCGGUGGUGCCCGUCCGCCUCGGCUUCGUGCUCCGCGCGCGCGCCCACAUCCUCGGCCUCCUCGUCAAGUCCAAGUUCUACCGCCGCGUGCGCUGCGGCAUCGACAUCCGCGAGGCGCGCCUCGGCAGGCCCGUGCGCGGCGUCGCCGCCGGCUGCGAGUACCGCGACGGGAGGUGACGACCGUCGCCGGCGGCGGCCAGGCUCGUGCUGGCCUCGGCCUGGCCUGCUGGGUAUAAGAUAUUGUUUGCGCAGGGUGCCAGGGUCUGAAUUGAAACCUGUGUUGUGUGAUGAACUGGUGGUGACUGAUUGGCGGCUGUAGGCUUGUAAGCGUUGGUAACAGGAAAUCGAACAGUUCUGAUGCAACGGAACAUUGACGGAUUCUGGAGGUAGCUAGGCAAGAAAUGCGA
Panicum hallii is the source of this 1489-nucleotide messenger RNA. RefSeq lists its product as uncharacterized. NCBI's taxonomy places the organism in Eukaryota, Viridiplantae, Streptophyta, Magnoliopsida, Poales, Poaceae. The transcript is spliced from 3 exons. The record is from RefSeq and is a predicted model, not a curated record. Bases 207 to 1259 code for a protein of 350 amino acids.